UUCUUUAGUUUAAAAAAUAUGGCACGAUUUCUAAUAAGCUUCAUCUACUUAAUAAUUUUUGUUAAAGCCUUCGCUGAAGUGGAGCUUAGGGAUGAGGACUACAAUAAAACCUGGAUGUAUAUGCCCAAUGGCGACGGAGAAAUGGAAGUGGCAUACCUAGUUGAACCACCAGCCGAAAAAGAUCGCAGCGAAGUUUCUGAUUUUAUACAGCUUGAGUAUUACGGCAGUACAAACCCCGAUAAACCCGUGACGACUGUAUUUUCGCUGAGUGAAAGUCCAAUUAGUACACGGCAAAAUCAAAAACGACACAAACGAGAGACAUGGGAGGAGCUAGCCGACAGAUUCAAAGCCGACAUGAAUACCAAGAUUCUGGUACAUGGCUGGAAAUCUAGUUCACGCAGUAACUCCAUACAAGCUAUACGCAAUGCGUACGCCGAUCGCGGCAAUGUGAAUGUAUUCGCCAUAAAUUGGAGCGAUCAGGCGGAUAAUAUUUAUUACCUUGAGCCUGCACGUUAUACCGUGCAAGUGGGCAAAGCUGUUGCGAAAUUAAUUGAUUUGCUAGUGGAGGAUAAAGGUGCCGAACCCAAGGAUAUCCAUUUGAUAGGACAUAGCUUGGGUGCGCAUAUUAUGGGCUAUGCGGGGUCUUACACUAGGCACAGAGUCGGUCGCAUUACAGGUUUGGAUCCUGCGCGUCCCGCUUUUGAGGGUAAUACUGGACCAGAGAAUCAUCUGGAUGCCACCGAUGCUGACUUUGUGGAUGUCAUACACACCUGUGCGGGCAUUUUGGGUUUCAAGCAGCCAAUCGGUGCGGUUGAUUUUUAUCCGAAUGGCGGUGGCGCUUUUCAACCGGGCUGCAAGGAGCCGAUGCAGAUUUUAACUGGCUGCAGUCACGGUCGCUCCUGUGAAUAUUUUGCAGAGUCCAUCAAUAGUAAAAAGGGUUUCCUAGCUACCGCCUGCAAUUCCAUAGUGGAUGCUAAUGCUAUGAACUGUACUGGUCAACGAAUGCUAAUGGGUGACCCUGUAUUAGGAGAUGCGCGUGGUAUAUAUUCAGUAAAAACGGCUGAUAAGCCAACUUUUGCGCUUGGCAUGGAAGGUUAA
Messenger RNA from Bactrocera tryoni, 1098 nucleotides. Its product is annotated as pancreatic triacylglycerol lipase-like. Gene Ontology annotation, molecular function: lipase activity. Lineage: Eukaryota; Metazoa; Arthropoda; Insecta; Diptera; Tephritidae. The record is from RefSeq and is a predicted model, not a curated record. Bases 19 to 1098 code for a protein of 359 amino acids. Gene Ontology annotation, biological process: lipid metabolic process. The transcript is spliced from 5 exons.